AUGUCCAACGACCUACCGUCGCCGGUCAACGAUAGAACCAACUACACAACCUGGAAGACUCCGUGCAUGCAAAGUCGUCAAGACGCCGAGUACGAUGCCAACCUGCUGGAGCUGCAGAGAGAGUAUAAAGAGAAAUUUCUCGAAGAUUUGGACAGAAAUUAUGUGAAAUUGUACGAUAACAUGGGGAAGCAGAGGCUAGAGGAAUAUAUCCUUCUCGACCUGCAACUGAAUUCCAAUUCAACGAGAAUCAUUAAACUACCAGUUUUUAACCCAGUGGUUAACGUCGCAAAUCGUGAGGUGUUCAUCAGAUUCCUUGUGAAGGCAUUCACACAUUUGGCCAAGUCGGCAAUUAUGCUCGAACAAGCCAAGGGAGACGAGACGCAAGCGGAUCAAGAGCCUGAAAACUACAAAGAUGACUUCGUGACAAUUUUAACAGACUCGGAAAUGGGCGUCUACUGGUUACUGUGCUACGUGAAUGUGAUUCUGGAAAACCUCGACCAUCCGUUAAAUAGAAACAUGACAGAGGAAGUAUACAAAGUACUACCAAAAUUAUUCCUUCUUUGGGAUCAGAGACUGAGAGACAUCAGAUCGUACAAAGUGUUAAGAGACACAUCUGACAUAUUGGAAUUGCUUAUUAGUACUUUAAAGCAACUCGUUGAUCACGUGCCAACGGGGACAACGCGUGGCACCACCACAAGGGUAGAAUUAACAAACCAUCAAAACAGCAGAGGCAAUGAAUUUUUUAGCGUCAAACGAAAUAUUCAACACGGCACGAAACAAUUACUAACGCGGAUAAAAGUGUCAGUGACGAAAAUUUGCCAUGUUCAGCCUAAGGAUGGGUCCCUGAACCUGAGGGCCUGUUCACGAACUCUCCUUUCAUACUCAGCCCUGUUCUGA
Helobdella robusta is the source of this 897-nucleotide messenger RNA. RefSeq lists its product as hypothetical. The record is from RefSeq and is a predicted model, not a curated record. Lineage: Eukaryota; Metazoa; Annelida; Clitellata; Rhynchobdellida; Glossiphoniidae. The transcript is spliced from 6 exons. The coding region runs from base 1 to 897 and encodes 298 amino acids.